GGCGUCCAACUCCCAAGAAGACAACUCCGCUUCUUCUUCGUCCACAUCCCAAGAAGACAACUCCGCUUCUUCUUGGUCCACAUCCCAAGAAGACAACUCCGCUUCUUCUUGGUCCACAUCCCAAGAAGACAACUCUGCUUCUUCUUGGUCCACAUCCCAAGAAGACAGACAUGAUGCACGUUGGCAUUUGUGGAUAUUUCAUUCCAUUUUCCCACAAACUUAAACCUAACGCGUCACAUUUGCGCAGUUAAAAAAAGGACCGGGGAGAUGUCAACGCCGCACCCCGACCUCAGCCACCUCUCGCCCCGGGAGGCGGAUGGGCGCGCGGUCCGCCUGCUGCUCUUCGCCUUGUGCGUAACCAUCGCCGCCGCCACCUUCAUCGGCGGCGUGUACUCGCUCCUCGCCCUGUUGCGGAUGCGGAGGAAGACGUGGCUGAGUGUGAUCGUGGCGUCCAUGUCCGUGGACGACCUGCUGAGCGUGGUGCCGCUCUCCCUCUUCAUGCUCCUGCAGUGGGACCGCGAUGGAGGUUCGGCCAGCCUCUGCACUCUCGCCGGGCUCCUGUACGUCUUCCAGGGGGUGUCCAGCAACAUGAAGGCGUGUCUGAUCGCCGGCUACACUUUUUACGUGACCAAAAGGUUUGGGGUGUUGCUCUCGGUCCGCCGCCCCCUCCGGGUGAUGUGGGCCAUCGCCGGCGUGUGGGCGCUCAGCCUGGCCGUCAGCGCGCUGCCUCUGUGCGGAUGGGGCAGCUUUGCGCAGGCUCCUCUGGGCUGCUUCCCGGAGAGUGAGGGUUUUUACAUCCUGCUGCUCUUCCUCGUCUACUCGCUGUGUUUCUGCGGCUUGCUCGUCUUCUUCCUGCCGCUGACUUACCAGCUCUUGUGCGCCAGAGAACCCCAGAGGAGCGUGCAGUGCGCGGGCUACCCGGGGGACGCCGGCGCCCUCUCCCGGGACAGCCUGGACAAAAGUUUCGGUGCCUACAACGAACUGAGCCCGAGUUCGUGCGGGACGACCUGCGAGCUCCGGGACGGGACGGAAGGAGUUACACGGCGGCCACGGUCUAUCCCGGCGGUUGUGGGGGACACGCCUGUAGUGUUUGCACAAAAGCGCUUCUCCAUGGUCCUGGCGGUGGUCAGGGUUACUUUGUGGAUGCCAAUGAUGACUCUGGUGCUGGUGCGCCAUGCAGCCAACGCUCGCAGCUCGUCCCUGGAAACCCUCAGCUUCCUUCUCACUUUGCUGGCCCCCGCGGUCACGCCGCUCUUUGUGCUGUCUAAGCGCUGGAUCCACAUGCCGUGCGGCUGCUUCAUUGACUGCAAACGUGAGCCGAUGCCAGACCCCCCGGGAUUAAAACGAAGAUUUGAAUUCAACCUUUCCCUGCACAAAGGUUGCAGAGUGUUUAAGCUGUCGCAUGUCCCGGUAUCUCCCAGCACCACACUGGUCGAGAAGCCAUCUUACCACAGCCUCUUCAACAGCGACUUCCUCAACACCCGCCUGGAUGCACUGGAGAGCGGCUUGGGGCCAAACUUCAGUUUCAGCAGCACACUGCCCGUGGACUGCUCCUCCCAUGCAGACCUCCUGUUGGAGGAUGUUCCCCGUGGCGUGGGAGAGGCGCUGGCCGAUUGUCCACGGCGAAGCGAGGAAGGUUUCCACGACCUCCACUCUCCGUCUUUUAAUCACCGGGAACAAGACCACCACCUCACAGACACCUCGUCGGUAUUCGAGGGCUCGGAGAGGAGGCUGUCGCAUAAAGAGUCCCAGAAAUACGAGCUGACAGAUUGGGAAUGGUGCAGGAGUAAAUCAGAGCGAACACCCAGACAGAGGUCAUCAGCUGGUCUGUCCAUCCCACUGUGCGCCUUCCAAGGAACAGUAUCUCUGCAAGCCCCCACAGGGAAGACCCUCUCUCUGUCCACCUACGAGGUCAGCAGCGAUGGACUUACAAUCUCUCCCAACAAUGCCAAGAAGGUGGAAGUAUACCGCUCCAAAUCAGUAGGCCAUGAGCCCAGUGCAGAUGACAAAGCAGGUCAGGAAGGCGACAUGGGCCUGGACUUCGGAGUGGGCAUCGGCGCCAAUGUGGGAGACACCAAUGUGAAAAUCCACCUGGAGGUCCUGGAGAUCUGCGACAACAAGGAGGCCAUGGACAGCGUCUACAUUGUCUCCAACAUCAGCCAGUCCUCUACACACACCCGCUCGCCCUCGCUGCGUUAUUCACGAAAAGAAAACCGCUUCGUCUCCUGCGACCUGGACGAGACGGCGUCCUACUCGCUGCUCAUUCCCACCACCGGCAACCCCGAGGUGGAGGCCAUCAACAUCACCAUCCCUGACACGGUGGAGGCUCAUCGGCAGAACAGUCGUAGACAGACGCAGGGAAGCUCAGGCUAUCGUGAGGAAAUACAGCUGCUCAAUGAUGCCUACAAGAAACAAGCUGGAGACCAGGAGUGAUGGGUGAUAAGUACUUUUACAGGUGAUACGUACUUUUACAGGUGAUAAGUACUUUUACACAAAGAGUUAAGCAGAAAGAGACGCACACAUUUUUCAUGGCCACAUCCUAAAAAUGAUCCUGUUUGAGAGUAAGACCCGAACAAACACCACUCAUAUUUCUGCAACCAUUUCUUUUACUGUACGUCUUUUCAUUGAAGUUCGAACGUGAAGUUGGAUUUACUCACAACUAGUCCGUGUACAGCUGGUAGGAUGGAUUUACUGUCCACUGAAAUUGUGUCAACAUGCCUUUAUUGUCUAAUAACUGGCAACACGUUAACAUGCUUAUUCAAUGUUAGGUUAUGACGUUGAUUUGACAUUGAAAUGUGGUAAUUUCUCAACCAAUAUUCAACAACACAAACACGACAUUGAAACAACAUGCUAUUUGAUGACGUUUAUUCAAUGUUGGGUUUUGACGUUGAUUUGACAUUGAAAUUUGGUCAUUUUCCAACCAAUAUUCUACAACACAAAUACAACGUUGAAACAACAUGCUUUUUG
Messenger RNA from Entelurus aequoreus (snake pipefish), 2967 nucleotides. RefSeq names its product probable G-protein coupled receptor 149. Gene Ontology annotation, biological process: neuropeptide signaling pathway. Lineage: Eukaryota; Metazoa; Chordata; Actinopteri; Syngnathiformes; Syngnathidae. Gene Ontology annotation, cellular component: membrane; neuron projection. Bases 268 to 2433 code for a protein of 721 amino acids. Gene Ontology annotation, molecular function: neuropeptide binding; G protein-coupled receptor activity. The transcript has 5 exons. The record is from RefSeq and is a predicted model, not a curated record.